UGCAUGUGGCUGCUAAACCGGUCUGAUCAGUAUCAUAGUUCAGUCCUGUAAGUGAAUACGUCUUGUUGAAUGAGCAGAUCGAACAGACAGGAAAAAGAGCGAAAGGGAGCAAAUACUGAAAGGGAAAGAGAAAACAACAGCAGCAAAGAUAAACAGGGGAGAUGAAGAUAAAGAACCACACAAGGAGAAUGGACAGCAGAGAAGGACAGGGUGAAAGUCUAGAGUUAUGACCGAGCUAUAAACACAAUCACAUGUUACUUGCAUAUAGAUAUAUGGAGGAAUCAGUCUAAUGAGGCCCGCAUGGAUUCGAUUGUCUCAGAACACACACAUACUCUACCUUAUCUUCUGUGUCUGCCAUUACACUCAGGCCAUCACCAUCCAGGUGCCGAGGAGUCCUAUCACGGCACCGGUUGAGGGAAGUGCUCUUUUCUCCGUGGACAUCACAUCCACCGGGACUCCAGCGAUCAGAUGGAUGUUCAGUUCUGUGAGCAAACAGCAAAGCAUCGCAGCUUGGAUCCUCGGUGGCGCUGCAAACAUCACAAAAAUGUACGAGGGACGAGUGCAGACUCAUCCCAACGGCUCUCUAACCAUAACCGACCUACGUCUACGAGACUCUGGCUAUUACACCAUCACUGUGACUGAACCGUCUGGAAACAGCAAGGACGUGUGUAUGGUGUUGAGUGUAUAUGAGGUGCUGUAUGAGGACAUUCAGUACUUUAUCGUGUUCAUCAUUGUGUUGGGGACGCUGGCUGCAUUUCUGAUGCUGUGCAUGUGGCUCUUGAAUAGACUACACAACUUCAUAAAGGCAUGGAGACAACAGAGAUGCUUACCAGAGCACAAUGAGACUGAACUACAGCCACUGUGACCGAAACAAACAGCUUAGGACCACAUUUAGUGAUUGACCAGAUGAGUGAUGAACUUCACGUCUGCCACGAGCGUUAAUUUCCCUCUACAGCCUCAGACGAGUGUUCAGUCAGACAGACAAUAACACUGAACUCUCCACACGCUGCUGCGGACCGGCAACAGGACAAUCACAUACUCAUACAUGUGUUAUUAUACACAGAAAUGGUCAAAGGACUUCCUCUCAAACACCAGAUGGUGGGAAAUUUAUGAAUGUUCUUUGUGUGUUAUUUUUAAUGGAUGAAUGUUUUUAAAAAUCAUUGGAUAUUGCAGGGCCAAAUUUUCAUUUGUGGUUCAGGUACCAAUCCUAGUGAAAUUCCUGUUAUGUUUAGUGUACAAAUGUCUCUUAUGAAACAAAAAGAUUUGAAUGUGGCUCAGUGUCAUGAUUGCUAAAUAGUAAUAUCUAACAAACAGCAUAUUUAGACAAAAAUGCAUAUUUUAUAUAUAUAAUUUCUUUUCUUUUUGUUCCCUAAUUUUUUGGAUCGCAUGUCUGAUCUUUUUGGUUGUAAAGGUUCAAAAUAAGUAUCUUUGUAUAAUGAUGAUUACAUGCACUAUUUGUUCUCAUUAAACAUGGUUUGUCUUUAGAUUUUCCAGUGUAUAGAAGGAUUGCUUUCUUCUGUUUGUACCUGUGUCCCUGCAGCACAGAAGCAGUCAUCAGUAGCACAGGUAUAUCUGUAGCAAUAGACAACAAUACAUUGUAUGGGUCAAAAUUAUACAUUUCUCUUUUAUGAC
This is a messenger RNA of Cyprinus carpio (common carp), 1632 nucleotides long. RefSeq names its product V-set and transmembrane domain containing 5 (gene vstm5). The record is from RefSeq and is a predicted model, not a curated record. Gene Ontology annotation, biological process: positive regulation of excitatory synapse assembly; filopodium assembly. NCBI's taxonomy places the organism in Eukaryota, Metazoa, Chordata, Actinopteri, Cypriniformes, Cyprinidae. Gene Ontology annotation, cellular component: axon; dendrite; plasma membrane.